CGCUACGCCCCCUUUGUUUAUUAAACCCGGGUCAGUGAGCCGUUAGCCGAGGGACUAUACGUGCUCGCGUCGGAGACCGUCCGCGGGGAAGCGAAUAUCCAUGCCUUGACGAGCGGAUCGAGUGUGAAAUUGCUUUUAAUGGGCAGAAAUCCCGCCCGGCCGGAGCUGUUAAAAUGAUUGAAACAAUGGACACACAGCGUGCCUUGCAGGCGGUGGAGCGGCUCCAGGCCAAGCUGAAGGAGCGGGGGGAGGUGCCCACCGAGGAGAAGCUCAGCCUGCUCAAGUCGGUGCUCCAGAGCCCCCUCUUCCACCAGAUCCUGGCCUUGCAAAAGUCCGUGCAGCAGCUCAAAGAGCAGGGCGGGGGUGAUCGCAUCACAGAAGCGCAACACAACGGCAGCCAUGUGGCACCUUCGGACAUCUGCGAUAGCAAACCCACAUGCGAUCAACUGGAUCAGAUUAUUCAGACAAUGGCGCAGGGCCGCUACGUGGCAUACGUGGACUUGCAGAAGCCAGCGUCGGGAGGUCUGGGAUUCAGCGUGGUGGGCUUGAAGAGCGAGAACCGAGGGGAGCUCGGCAUCUUCAUCCAGGAGAUCCAAGCGGGAAGUGUGGCUCACAGCGAUGGCAAGUUGAAGGAAGCCGACCAGAUUUUGGCCAUCAACGGCCAGCCCCUGGACCAGACGGUCACCCACCAGCAGGCUAUCGGUAUCCUACAGAGAGCAUCUGAGAGGGUGCAGCUCAUCGUGGCCCGGGGACCCAUACCUCAGCUGUGGCAGCAUGUGGAGACGAUCGAGCUGGUCAACGAUGGUACCGGCCUGGGUUUUGGUAUCGUUGGAGGGAAGACAACCGGCGUGAUUGUGAAAACGAUCCUUCCUGGAGGCAUCGCCGACCAGGACGGCCGCUUGAGAAGCGGCGACCACAUCUUAAGGAUCGGGGACACUGACCUGUACGGGAUGGGCAGCGAGCAGGUGGCGCAGGUGCUGCGGCAGUGCGGCAACCGGGUGAAGCUGGUCAUCACUCGGGGCCACGUGGACGAGAACCCCUCCGUCUCCGCGUCCACGCCGGCGUCGCACCCCGCGGACAAGGGCGAGGAGAAAGAAGAAGAAGAAGAAGAAGAAGGCGCGUUUGAUGUGAGCCUCAUCAAGAACACACAGGGGCUGGGGAUCACAAUUGCCGGUUAUGUCGGGGAUAAAAAUGCAGAGCCCUCCGGUAUUUUCGUCAAGAGCAUCACAAAAGACAGCGCUGUAGAUCAAGACGGUCGUAUUCACGUGGGAGACCAGAUAGUGGCUGUAAGUACAACCAACCAACAGGCCGUGGAAGUCCUCCGCCACACGGGUCAGGCCGUCCACCUGAAGUUGAUUCGCCGGGGAUUCCGGCCCGAUGAGAUUCCACCUGCUGUGGCCCCCGUCGUCACCAUCCUGCCCCCAUCAGCGGCGGUCCUGAAGGAGCUCGACAUGGAGGGACCGACGGAAACUUACCAAGGUAGGCUCAGGCUGCGGGUGCAAGUGUGUGUGCGUGUGCGUGUGUGUGUGUGUGUGUGUUCCUCACAGGGCGGGGGUGAUCGCAUCACAGAAGCGCAACACAACGGCAGCCAUGUGGCACCUUCGGACAUCUGCGAUAGCAAACCCACAUGCGAUCAACUGGAUCAGAUUAUUCAGACAAUGGCGCAGGGCCGCUACGUGGCAUACGUGGACUUGCAGAAGCCAGCGUCGGGAGGUCUGGGAUUCAGCGUGGUGGGCUUGAAGAGCGAGAACCGAGGGGAGCUCGGCAUCUUCAUCCAGGAGAUCCAAGCGGGAAGUGUGGCUCACAGCGAUGGCAAGUUGAAGGAAGCCGACCAGAUUUUGGCCAUCAACGGCCAGCCCCUGGACCAGACGGUCACCCACCAGCAGGCUAUCGGUAUCCUACAGAGAGCAUCUGAGAGGGUGCAGCUCAUCGUGGCCCGGGGACCCAUACCUCAGCUGUGGCAGCAUGUGGAGACGAUCGAGCUGGUCAACGAUGGUACCGGCCUGGGUUUUGGUAUCGUUGGAGGGAAGACAACCGGCGUGAUUGUGAAAACGAUCCUUCCUGGAGGCAUCGCCGACCAGGACGGCCGCUUGAGAAGCGGCGACCACAUCUUAAGGAUCGGGGACACUGACCUGUACGGGAUGGGCAGCGAGCAGGUGGCGCAGGUGCUGCGGCAGUGCGGCAACCGGGUGAAGCUGGUCAUCACUCGGGGCCACGUGGACGAGAACCCCUCCGUCUCCGCGUCCACGCCGGCGUCGCGCCCCGCGGACAAGGGCGAGGAGAAAGAAGAAGAAGAAGAAGGCGCGUUUGAUGUGAGCCUCAUCAAGAACACACAGGGGCUGGGGAUCACAAUUGCCGGUUAUGUCGGGGAUAAAAAUGCAGAGCCCUCCGGUAUUUUCGUCAAGAGCAUCACAAAAGACAGCGCUGUAGAUCAAGACGGUCGUAUUCACGUGGGAGACCAGAUAGUGGCUGUGGACGGCGUGGACAUCCAGGGAUACACCAACCAACAGGCCGUGGAAGUCCUCCGCCACACGGGUCAGGCCGUCCACCUGAAGUUGAUUCGCCGGGGAUUCCGGCCCGAUGAGAUUCCACCUGCUGUGGCCCCCGUCGUCACCAUCCUGCCCCCAUCAGCGGCGGUCCUGAAGGAGCUCGACAUGGAGGGACCGACGGAAACUUACCAAGGUAGGCUCAGGCUGCGGGUGCAACUGGCACUGUUAACUGUGUCCUCCCUUAAAGGUACAACAACGCUGACACCCUUCCAGGAAGAGGAACUUGUGAAAAAGUGGCAAGGGAUUCUGGGCGCAAAUAAUGAAGUCGUCGUGGCUCAAGUGGAGAAAUACAGCGAGAGCAGCGGCCUGGGGAUCAGUCUGGAAGCCAACGGCGGCCAUCACUACAUCCGCUCCGUGCUGCCCGAAGGACCCGUCGGCCGCUGCGCCAAACUAUUCAGUGGGGAUGAACUAGUAGAGGUCAACGGUAUAUCCCUCAUCGGUGAGACCCACAAGGAGGUGGUCCGAAUCUUGAAGGAGCUUCCCCUGUGUGUGUACAUGACAUGCUGCAGACCUGCCCCUAACCUGCAGGCCGACAGUGACGCUUCAAACCCACAAGUAGAAGCUUCCUCUGCCGGAUCGCCACUAGAGAAACAAACACACGACCUGAGUAGCGUCGACGCGGUGGAAACGGCGGAAGCGACAAAUGAUCUGACUCCGGAGGCGACGGGGUCUACUUUGGCCAUGUGGGAGCUGGAGAUCCAAAAUAUUGAGCUGGAAAAAGGAGUUGGAGGGUUGGGAUUCAGCAUUCUCGACUACCAGGACCCACUGGACCCGGCAAAAACGGUCAUCGUGAUCCGCUCCCUGGUACCCAACGGCGUGGCCGAGCAGGACGGACGACUGCUGCCGGGGGACCGACUGAUGUUCGUCAACGACACCAACCUGGAGAGCGCCAGCCUGGAAGACGCUGUCCAAGCUCUCAAGGGGGCUGAGCUGGGCAUGGUGCAGAUCGGGGUGGCCAAACCCCUUCCCGGGAUAAGUGGAGAUUCCUACUCACCGCAGCUUUAUGCUGGGCAGGAAGUCACGUCGCUGUCCACCAUCCGUUCGUUUGACUUCAGCAGUAGUUUACGACAAGACAGGGAUGAAGAUGAACUGCCCAGCGUGGUCCUUUUUCGGGCAGAGCCGGCAUUGGUGGACACUAGCGAAGUGGACGAAAAGGCGCUUGAGCGUACUUAUUAUGGCGAAGAGGACACUUUCCAGGCAUCGAUGAUUGCCCUUCAUGGAAGUAGGUCCGACCUGGAUUUCCUGCACACAUCCACGCCCGAGAUUUCAAGUUAUCUCGACUAUGGGCCGACAUCGGUGACAGCCCCUGCAGGCGGUUCUGACAAGGACCUAGUCACGGCCGAGGACACCACGAAGGCCUUCGACUCCUACAGGCCGUUUAAUGACCUCAAAAUCACGCCCAUAAUCCAGCCGGAACCGUCAGAAUUGGUUCAAUGUCACGCGGAAGAGCCCGCCAGCACUUUUGUGGAACAACCAAUCUCCAUGGAGGAGGACGAGGAAGUCGACACGAGAGCAGACGCUGGCGACCGAGCGGCAACCUCGGGGAGCAGUUUCGAACGGACGAUCACGGUUGUCAAGGGCAACUCCAGUCUUGGGAUGACGGUGAGCGCCAUGAAAGACGGUCUGGGGAUGCUGAUUCGAAGCAUCAUCCACGGCGGCUCCAUCAGUCGGGACGGCCGCCUGGGCGUGGGUGACCUCAUCCUGGCCAUUAACGGGGAACCUACCGCCAAGCUGACCAACGCUCAGGCACGCGCCAUGCUGCGCAGGCACUCUCUUAUCGGAUCAGAUAUGGGAUCUGCUUGCUCACCAGAGGAUGAUCUGUGCCCAUUUUAUGUCAUCACGUACGUCCCAGCAGAAUAUCUCGAGGAGUAUAAGAGCAGCGUGGAGCCGAGGGACAAAGACGACGUCUUCUCUGAACCGGCGUUUGUUCCGCCUCCAAAGUACGUCGGGGACGUUCCCAACCUUCCCGAGCGGGAGGAUGGUGAGGGUGAGGAGAGUGUGUCUUAUAGCAACUGGAAUCAACCGCGACUAGUGGAGCUCUUCAGACAGCCCGGCAAGUCCCUGGGCAUAAGCAUUGUCGGGGGCCGCGGGAUGGGCAGCCGGCUGAGCAACGGCGAGGUGAUGCGGGGCAUUUUCAUCAAGCAUAUCCUGGAGGACAGUCCCGCCGGACACAACGGCACCUUGAAGACCGGAGACAGGAUUGUGGAAGUGGACGGCGUCGAUCUAAGAGACGCCAGUCACGAGGAGGCGGUGGAGGCCAUACGCAGGGCAGGCAAUCCCGUGUCCUUCCUGGUGCAGAGUAUUAUCCAGAAACCCAGGUCAUCGACAAGCGCCGAGUCCAUCGAGGAGAAUGCACCAAUUCUACCCAGAGACAAGGAGGACAAGGAGGGUGACAGUCACAGUAGACUUGUCCUCCGCCUCUCCCCAACUAACCCUUUCACUCCUACCCCGUUUAAGCCCAAGAAGCGCGACGCUGCAAACGCGAUGCCCGCCAGCAUGGCCCUCGCCAUGCCGGUCGUGCCCCACGUGGGGGAAACGGACACCGAUACCCUGGCGGAGACGCUGACUCCGCCCCUUCAGGCUGAUGCGGGAGACGGGGAAGAAGAAGAAGAAGGGGAGGAGGUGGAGUUUGGGAACAACUGGGAGAGUAUCGUCCAGCGUUACGGCAGCCUCCCGGGCGCCCUGCACGCGAUCGAGCUGGAGAAGGGCAAGACAGGCCUGGGCCUCAGCCUGGCUGGCAACCGGGACCGCGCCCGCAUGAGCGUCUUUGUGGUGGGCAUCGACCCCGCGGGGGCGGCCGGGACUGACGGACGCAUGCUUGUCGGGGAUGAGCUCCUCGAGAUUAAUGGACAGGUCCUCUAUGGCCAAAGCCACCAGAAUGCAUCUUCCAUUAUCAAAAGCUCCCCAUCUAAAGUCAAAAUCAUCUUCAUCAGGAACACAGGGGCCCUGGAGCAGAUGGCGGUGGGACCCGUGAGAGAAACGGAGGGAGACGCAGCCGGGUCCCGCGCGGAGGAAGACAUUGAGGUUGGUGAAAGGACCACAGCGGACAAGGUAACCAUCCAGGAAGGCCGCGCCGCAACUGUGAAUGGGGAAACCGAGGCGGCCGGUCUGCCCAGUAUGCUCGGCGUCAACCGACCCGAAACAUCUUCAAGUCACAGUCGCUCGUCCAGCCCGACGACGCUGGCCUGCGACCCGGCCACGUGCCCCAUCAUCCCGGGUUGUGAGACCACCAUCGAGAUUUCCAAAGGGCGGACGGGCCUGGGGCUCAGCAUCGUCGGGGGCUGCGACACUCUGCUGGGGGCCAUCAUCAUCCACGAGGUUUACGAAGAAGGUGCGGCUUCCAAGGAUGGCCGGCUUUGGGCUGGAGAUCAAAUCCUAGAGGUGAACAGCAUCGACUUGCGCGCGGCGAGCCAUGACGAGGCCAUCAACGUGCUGCGGCAGACCCCGCAACGAGUCCGGCUUAUCGUCUACAGGGACGAGGCCCAGUACAAGGAGGAGGACUUGUGGGACUCGUUCAUCGUGGAGCUGCACAAGAGGCCCGGUCAGGGACUUGGACUGAGCAUCGUGGGGAGGAGGAAUGACACGGGGGUUUUUGUGUCCGACAUCAUCAAAGGAGGCUUGGCGGACACAGACGGCCGACUGAUGCAGGGUGACCAGAUCUUGUCGGUCAACGGAGAAGAUGUUCGCUGCGCCACCCAGGAGGCAGUCGCCGGUCUCCUCAAGUGCUGCGUUGGCUCGCUGAAAAUGGACAUCGGGAGAUUUAAAGCCGGCCCCUUCCACUCGCAGCGAAGGCUGUCCCAAAGCAGCCAGGUUUCUCUUACCCAAAUGGAACAAACGAGUGAAUCCUGCACUUCCAAGGUGGCCUCAGGAAUCCUUUCUGGUGAUGCGGGUCAGCAGGCUCCAGAUCACCAGGAGGUGAGAACGGCGGAGUUCACCAAAGGCCCCGGUGAUUCCCUGGGUGUCAGUAUAGCUGGCGGGGUGGGCAGCCCUUUGGGCAACAUACCCAUCUUCAUCGCCAUGAUGAACCCCGUUGGCCUGGCGGCGCAGACCCAAAAGCUCAUGGUGGGGGACCGGAUCAUCAGUAUCUGCGGAACUUCUACCGAAGGCAUGAGUCAUUCGCAAGCUGUCACUUUGCUCAAGAAUGCCACAGGGACAAUACAGCUGCAAGUGGUGGCGGGUGGGGAUAACACAGUGACUGGCGCAGCUCAGGAGCAGGCGGCCGGAGGCCUCCAGGUGCCCAGCUGCAUCUUCCAGGAUGACCUCAGCCCUCCUCAAUACAAGAGCAUCACGCUGGAGAGAGGUCCGGACGGGCUGGGCUUCAGCAUCGUCGGAGGCUACGGCAGCCCCCACGGAGACCUGCCCAUCUACGUCAAGACGGUUUUUGGCAAGGGGGCGGCGGCGGAGGACGGCCGCUUGAAGCGGGGCGACCAGAUCAUGGCGGUCAACGGGCAGCCGCUGGAGGGAGUCACGCACGAGGAGGCCGUGGGCAUCCUGAAGAGGACCAAAGGCAGCGUUACGCUCACCGUGCUGUCGUAGCCGCUUUGCAAACGGUCCCCUGGGUGAGCGUUGACUGAAACUGCCCAACGCAAUACGGUUUACAGUCAAUAGAGCCACGGGCUAAAUAACUGACGUCAUCAUUCCACUCCCAGUUUUGAGCACACACACCGGACUUCAGAGAUGACAUAUAGUGCUGCUAAAUGUUUGUCAUGCAUUAAAUCAGUGUUGGAUUCAUCCCCCCAACCCCCACUCCCCCCUUCCGAAAAGUAUUAGCGCAGAAAACAGUGCCAAAAAGAGUGCCAGCGUUUCUUUAAAGUCCCUGUAAAGUCAAAAUCAUUCUUACAUGUGUUUCUAUGUUUGAAAAUAAUUGCUGGAAACAUGCAAAGUAUGUAGAACUCAUUAUUUGAGCAUUAAACUGAUUCUCAUAUUUUCAGUUUGUCCGAUUUUUUUUUGGGGUGGGGGCGUGGCUAAAAUGAGGCUCAGUGAUGCACUUGGGGAUCAGCCAAUGAACUAUCCCUCAUCCACUCUAUGAGAAAGGGGGGAAACGAAGGUCAAGCUUGUCAGCCAGAGUUUACUGCGCCUUCAUCUUCAUGUUUUUCACGAUUUUGAAGCGUGAUCUGAAGAUUAUUUUCACUUCACAGGGACUUUAACAAAAA
Hippocampus comes (tiger tail seahorse) is the source of this 7702-nucleotide messenger RNA. RefSeq names its product multiple PDZ domain crumbs cell polarity complex component (gene mpdz). NCBI's taxonomy places the organism in Eukaryota, Metazoa, Chordata, Actinopteri, Syngnathiformes, Syngnathidae. The transcript is spliced from 51 exons. The coding region runs from base 174 to 7085 and encodes 2303 amino acids. Gene Ontology annotation, molecular function: protein binding. The record is from RefSeq and is a predicted model, not a curated record.